This is a messenger RNA of Pyricularia pennisetigena, 789 nucleotides long. RefSeq lists its product as uncharacterized. The coding region runs from base 1 to 789 and encodes 262 amino acids. The record is from RefSeq and is a predicted model, not a curated record. The transcript has 2 exons. NCBI's taxonomy places the organism in Eukaryota, Fungi, Ascomycota, Sordariomycetes, Magnaporthales, Pyriculariaceae.
AUGCUUCUCGCCCGCACGCAAGGCCGCCUGGCCGCAGCAGCGCCAGAGUCGACCACCAUGACUGUCGGCAGGCUUCUUUCCAUGACGACCGGCGCGCCCAUAGCCAAAGCAGCAACACCAACAGCUCCCACACGCCAAGCCAGUACGCCACAGAUAACACCAACCGGCAGACACGCCCCGGAGGCGCAAGAUGCCGAGGAACCACAACCAGGCUUCUGGCAGGGCGAGCCAGCCCAGCCCAGGCCGGCCGCGCCGCACGCGCCGGCCGAGGAGCAGGCCGUCUGGGAGGCCUGCGAGUACCUCCGAGGGUUCGUGCGCGACAACUGGGGCGAGGGCGCGGCGCACGCCGCCGUCAUCGAGUGCGAGGUGCCCAUGGCGCGGAUCUGCGAGUUCGGCAGGCUGCCCGAGAGGCAGGGCACGCGGUGCUGCACGCGCCUCGUCCGCAUCCCCGUGCUGGCCGAGGAGAUUGGCCAUCGGCUGUGGAGGAUGCUUUCGGAGGAGGCGGCGCUCGAUGCGCUGGCGGACGGAGGAGAGCGGGAAUCUGGACCUGCUGUUCUGCUGGCUCUUUGGAGGGACUGCGACGUUUAUCAUGGGCAGGAGGACUUGGAGUUGGCUUCCGUGGAGGGCCAGAGGCCACAGUACAGGCAGUGCUGGAACUGUCAUGGUCAGGGCAAAUACCAAGAAGUCGAGGAGGCGGCUGGGUCCAUGACCUCGUGCUAUCGCUGCAUGGAGUGUUUUAACAGGUUUGAUGUCAAGACGGUUGCAAUGUCAAGCCGCCGAGGCCUUUGA